Molecule: messenger RNA, 4000 nt
Organism: Lampris incognitus (smalleye Pacific opah)
Lineage: Eukaryota; Metazoa; Chordata; Actinopteri; Lampriformes; Lampridae
Gene: trim33
Product: tripartite motif containing 33
Exons: 20
Coding region: 3-3509 (1168 amino acids)
Molecular function (GO): protein binding; zinc ion binding
Source: RefSeq, a predicted model, not a curated record
ACAUGGCGGAAAACAAAGGCGAGGAGGAUAUGGAAGCCACUGCAGGUUCGAGUGUAUUACCUUCGGAAAACGAUAAGUGUGACGCGGUAAUGAAAGACGACAACGCGGUCAUAAUUAUUGAAACGAUUUCGAAGGCAGAAAACACGGAGCCUAAAGAAAAUGUUCAGCAGGCUCCGACGUCCAGCAGCGAAGAAAUGGGCGCUUGCACAACAAGCGCCGGCGCGGUUGGCGAAGCCAACGGCAGCAUAAGCGACUCCGUCAGCCCUGCUGAGAACAGCGGUAACACCACCGCGGAGCCCAUGACAACUGAAUCACCGGCCUCCGGAGAUCCUGCUGUUAGCGGACUCACGGCUGAGAUGUCUUCCCCCCCCAUGGUACCAGCGGUCACCCCGGUGUCCGCUCCCAUUAAUCUGUUGGAUACGUGCGCAGUGUGUAAAGAAAAUCUUCAGAGCCGCGACUGUGAACCCAAACUUCUGCCUUGCCUGCACUCCCUGUGCUUGAAAUGUAUACCCCAGCCAGCCAGGCAGAUCAGCGUACAGGUGCCCGGACCACACGGGCAGACGGACACGCACAUAGUGAAUGUCAUGCGCUGCUCAGUAUGUCACCAGGACUACAAACAGAGCGAUGUCAUUGACAACUACUUUGUGAAGGAUACGACCGAGGCCACCACCACCUCCGAUGAAAGGGCUGCACAGGUGUGUACCAGCUGCGAGGACAAUGCAGGAACCAUAGGGUUUUGUGUCGAAUGUGGAGAGUGGUUAUGCAAGACUUGUGUGGAGGCCCACCAGAGGGUCAAAAUUACCAAAGACCACAAGAUCCGCACAAAAGAGGAUGCUGGUGCAGUCUCUGAGUCUGUUGGUUCAUCGGGACAGAGGCCCGUCUUCUGUCCUGUCCACAAGCAGGAGCCUCUGAAGCUUUUCUGUGAGACCUGUGAUACUCUCACCUGCAGGGACUGCCAGCUGCUGGAGCACAAAGAGCACAGGUACCAGUUUCUGGAAGAGGCUUUCCAGAACCAAAAAGGUAUUAUUGAGACCCACAUGACUAAACUGCAGGAAAAGAAGAGCUAUGUCCAUUACUCUGUCUCUCAGGUGCAAAACAGAUUAAAAGAGCUCAAUGAGACCCACAGGAAGGUGGAGCACGAGAUCAAGAUUGCCGUUUUCACGCUUAUUAAUGAGAUCAACAAGAAGGGCAAGUCCUUAUUACAGCAACUGGAGAAUGUCACCAAAGAGCGGAGCAUGAGACUGGUGGCCCAACACAAGGACACCACGCAACUGGCUCAGCAGCUGCAGCAUGUGCUCAAUUUCUGCCACUCAGCCAUCACCACCGGCAGCAGCACCGCGCUGCUCUACAGCAAGAGGCUGAUCCUCUUUCAGCUUCGCCAGGUCCUAAAGGCCAGACUGGAGCCAGCACCUCAGACCAAUGGAGCUGUACGAUUCUUCUGUGACCCCACUUUCUGGGCGAAAAAUGUGGUGAAUUUAGGAAAUCUUGUAAUCGAGAAGCCGCCUCAACCAGCACAUCCUCCCAACAUGAUGGUGGGAAGUCAACCCAUUUCACCUGCGCAAAGCCAUUCUGGCAAGCACCCGGGGCAGAUCAACCUGGCCCAGCUCCGCUUGCAGCACAUGCAGCAGGCAGCGUAUGCCCAGCAGAAGCAGCAGCAGCAGCAGAUCCAGCAGCAGAUGCGUAUUGCUUCCCAGAUGUCUCAACAGCACUCUAGACAGGCUGGACCUGUGAUGGUCCAGCAACAGCCUCCAAGGCUCAUCAGUAUGCAGCAGCUUUCCAGGGGCCCUGGAGGUAUGAAUGGUGGGCCAGGACCCCACAUGUACGCCUCUUCCCACCAUAUGCGUCUGCCUGGUCCACAGCAAGGCCGUUUGCCAACAGCCCAGCCAAGGCAUAAUGGCCAGCAGUACCCUUCCAUGAUGCAGCCCCAGCUACAGAGACAGCAUUCCAACCCAGGGCAUGCGGGGCCUUUCCCAGUGGCCUCCCUACAUAAUGCGAACCCCACCAGCCCUACCAGUGCCAGUAUGGCCAGUGCCCAUGCCCAUCGAGGCCCUGCCAGCCCCAUCAUUGGUCCCAUUGAACUUAUUCCUUCAGUCACCAACCCUGAGAACCUGCCCUGCCUGCCCGAUAUCCCACCCAUUCAGCUAGAAGACGCGGGCUCCAGCAACCUGGGCCACCUCCUGACUCGCUACAUCACAGCCAGUACACACUCUCAACUGGGCCCUGUAGACAUGAACCCUUCACCUGGACCCUCCACUCACUCCCCCGGCUCCUUAGGUCUGUCUAACACCCACACUCCAGUGCGGCCCUCCAGUACUUCCAGCACAGGAAGCAGAGGAAGCUGUAGUUCUGGCGGGAAGUCGGGGCCCACCGGCAGUGCUUCAGCAGAGCAGGUGAGGGUGAAACAAGAGCCUGGGUCUGAAGAGGACUACUGCUGCCCGGCAUCAGGCUCCUCCUCUUCCCUUAAGAUGGAGCGAAGGCUAGAAUCAGCACGGAGUGCCUGCAUGAUGAGUAGUCCUGAAAGCAGUCCUCUUCCAGUGCUUGGAGCUGUGUCCACAGGCCAGGACAGUCUCCAGAGUCAAGGGGAGCGUGUCAAAACAGAGCCCCAGUCUGAGACACCCUGUUCUGGGCAAAAUGACUCUGGCAGCACAACUAUGUCGUCCUCUGAAAACAUCAAUACUGCAGACUGUCCCGUCACUAAUGGCAGUUCUGACAAGGAGGCAGAUAGCACUGACAGGGGCAGUACAGCUGGGGCAGUUAUUCCCACCGAGAAGGAGGACGACCCCAAUGAGGACUGGUGUGCUGUGUGCAUCAAUGGGGGGGACCUUCUGUGCUGUGACCGCUGUCCCAAAGUGUUCCACAUGAAAUGCCAUGUUCCCACCAUUAAAAUCUUCCCCAAGGGGGAUUUUCUCUGUGCGUUCUGUCGCAACCUCACCAACCCAGAGAUUGAAUACUGUGACGACAGCAAGAAAGCCAAGUCUGACCACGGCCUGAGUCCUGAGGACAGAAGGAGAUGUGAGCGCCUCCUGCUGUAUGUCUUCUGCCAUGAGCUCAGCGUGGGCUUUAGGGAACCUGUUCCUUGUUCUGUGCCCAACUACUACAAGAUCAUCAAGCAUCCCAUGGACCUUAAGAAGGUAAAAAAGAGGCUGCAGGUUAUAAGCUCCCAGUACUACAAGACCCCCCAGGACUUUGUCUCCGAUGUGCGUCUCGUCUUUCAAAACUGCGCCAAGUACAAUGAGAUGUCUCGAAUAAUCCAGGUUUAUGAUGAGGAGAAACAGAUAAAUACCCAGGUUGGCUCAGAGAUGGCGACGUCAGGCAAAGCAGUGAGCAUGUUUUUCGAGGAGAAGCUUCAAGAAAUAUAUCCAGACCACACAUUUCCUGAACCCACUGAGCCCGAGUCAGUAGGCACAGAGGAGAAGGAGGAAGAGGCCACAGAUGACUCAGAAGAUGACUUCAUACAGCCCAGACGCAAGCGGUUAAAAGUGGAAGAAAAGCUUGUGCACAUCAAGUGAGUCUUGAAAUGAGGACAACGGAAGUGAAACAUUUGCCUUCCUCAUCUCCCCCUUUGUUUCAGGCAGCAGAUGUUAAGAGAUAAAAUGUACAAACUUUUAAGAUUAUCCCAUCCUUGGCUUUGAAGGAUUUCUUGUCACAUACAUAGAAACGAUCGGCGUUUAUAUGAACUUUCGAAGACCUCCGUACAAGAGCUCCAUUUCAUGCUCAAUUAGAUACGGACACUUGAAGUCACUUGUACAGACGUCUAAGUUGUAAUUCUUUUGUGGAUGUCAAGUUAAUGAUUAAUAAAUUCUUUUCUAUCAUCCAUUGCUAUGUGUAGAUUUCUUGUGAUAUUUCUCAUUAUAGGCCCAUACCUAGAGCUUAAUGUACAUCUAUACUUUAACCUGAACCCUGUUGAGCGUUUGUAUGACUUUGUUGAAGCAUUAUGUAAAUAAGAGAAUCUACCCCUCCGAAAGUAUUCCUCUAGUUGUUUGGGUGCGUCAUGAAUAAA